This is a messenger RNA of Drosophila nasuta, 1320 nucleotides long. RefSeq lists its product as uncharacterized. Gene Ontology annotation, molecular function: catalytic activity. The coding region runs from base 1 to 1320 and encodes 439 amino acids. Lineage: Eukaryota; Metazoa; Arthropoda; Insecta; Diptera; Drosophilidae. The transcript has a single exon. The record is from RefSeq and is a predicted model, not a curated record.
AUGAAGAUUAUGCAGCUGAACCUGAACCAUUGUGCAGCGGCUCAGGACCUCCUACUGGAGUCGAUCAGGGAGAAUGAGGUGGAUGUAUGCGUCCUUAGUGAACCCUUCAGACCUGGUUUUGGAGCUGAUUGGACGUGCGACCACACCGGCAAGGCGGCUAUAUGGGUUUGUGGCAGAAACCCACACCAGUUUGGCCACCAACAGGCUGACGGCGGCUUCGUCAGGGCGCUAGUGGGCAGUGUUUGGGUGUACAGCGUAUACUUAGCCCCCAGCUUGUCAAUUUCGGACUUUGCCAACACACUGGACAGAUUAGCUGCGGACGUGAGAGACCACUCACCAGCAUUCGUCGCAGGCGACUUCAACGCUUGGGCAGUCGAUUGGGGUAGCAUGGUCACCAACCAAAGAGGGCGAUUGGUGGUCGAAGCCUUUGCUUCACUGGACCUAACUCUCCUCAAUCAAGGCUCGAAAUGGACAUUUAGCAGGGCCGGUACCGGCUCAAUUGUUGACUUAACAUUUUGCAGCAGUUCGCUCGCUCAUUUAGCGGAGUGGGGAGUCAGUGACUCCUAUACAGGGAGCGACCAUAUGGCCAUUUUUUGCAAAAUUGGAGCUCGGAGCCUCAGGUGCAUCUCUGCCGCACCUCGUUGGAGGAAUUUCUCAGCCAGCAAGCUAAACGUCGAGCGCUUUACAAGCUCGCUGAGAGAUCUGGAGGUCUCAGGCAGCGCAGAGCAGAUGGUCGAGACUGUCAUGGAAAGGCUAGAGUCGGCUUGCGUAGGCUCCAUGCCGAGUCGAGUAAACCCCUCGCUACGCCAUACACCAGUUUACUGGUGGAACGAAACCAUUGCCGCUGCAAGACGUGUCUGCAACCACGCGAGGAGGCGCUAUCAGAGAGCGCGGGGAAGACCCUCCUUCCUAUAUUGGCAAACACUCUUUAGAGAGAGUCGCAAAACUCUCAAAAAUGCGAUCAAGGAGAGCAAAAAACGGUGUUUCCUGGCCCUGUGUGACACACUGGAUGACGACCCAUGGGGCAAGGCAUACCAGAUCGUUAUAAAGAGAAUCGGGGCACGGAGAUCGCCACCACCACCGGAUGAUCUGUUGCGUGGGAUUGUCAUGGAUCUGUUUCCCAGCGUGGAGGAAGACAACGCAUGGCUGCCAGAUACAGCAUCCAACGAUGGUCUGCCGCUGAAGUUGGUCACCAGCGAGGAGGUGUUAAAAUGCGUUAGGAGUAUGAAACAAACCGGCGCUCCAGGUCCGGAUGGCAUACCCGCAAGGGCACUAAGGCUCGCCUGCUCCCUCCAUCCAGAAGCUUUUCAGCAAUGCUGA